Messenger RNA from Aedes albopictus (Asian tiger mosquito), 2396 nucleotides. Its product is annotated as NADH dehydrogenase [ubiquinone] iron-sulfur protein 4, mitochondrial-like. Gene Ontology annotation, biological process: electron transport chain. NCBI's taxonomy places the organism in Eukaryota, Metazoa, Arthropoda, Insecta, Diptera, Culicidae. The record is from RefSeq and is a predicted model, not a curated record.
AUGUUACCAAAAAAGGUUUUCCAUCUGAUUCGGCCAGAAGCAACACAUAAAUCGGGUUUAUUCCGACGGUUUUCCGAUAGUAGAAUGAGUCCAAUCCUUCUAUCGUUGUCCCGCGCGGUGACUACGCAAUGGACGACGGCAUCGUUUUCCACCUUGUUUAUGGCGCUGAAGGAUUCCCGUCAGCAGAAGGAAGCCCCCAUCGUCGUCGAUACCAAGCUGGUUAUUGCCGACGAGGUAGAGCUCCGCGAGCGGGAGAAGCAGGCAGGCACCAUUGCCGUUCCUACCAAGGCCGAUCUGAGUACGAUUGCCGGCAUCCCGGAGGAGCACGUUAAGGAACGUCGCGUGCACAUCUUCCUGCCAGCCAAAAAUGGCAUGCAAAGCGGAACGGACAAUCUGGACCACUGGAGCAUUGAGUUUGACAACCGCGAGCGCUGGGAGAACCCCCUAAUGGGGUGGUCGUCGACUGGUGAUCCACGUUCGAACAUGAGUGUGUAAUUCGGAUCGGAGGCCAACCAUUGCGAACGGAACGGAUGGAGAUGGUUUGUCGGUAAUCCUGAAGUGUUAAAGAAGCUUCGCGUCAAGAACUACGCUGUCAACUUUGCAUGGAACAAGCGUAUCCGUGUGUCAACCAAGUAAGUUCCUCACCUUGUAGAAGUUAGAUGCUGGGCUAUUUCGACGUCGUACGUUAGUUUGUUGUGUGUAUAAAUAACGGAUCGGAACAGUUGUGCGGAAUUGAAAUUGAAAUCUAAGAUAUGGUUGUCAUUCCUUCGUGUAUAGUACUACGUUCGAUUGUAGGAAUCAAAUAUUGUAACUUUGUGGAUUAUUUAUUUUUAUUUAUUUAUUAGAAACACAUGACUUAAGACUACUGUCUUUUCUUUGCCAAAACGGUUAAAAUUACAUACUUAAAACAUUUACAAAAAAAAAAAGUUUCUUAUAACACGUAACAAUCAUACAUUGCAUUUUUUAAACUUACAAUUGGUUGAAAAAUGUAGUGCAGCCUUUCUUGAACAUUGCUUCCGAGCAAAUACGUUUUAAAUCAGGUGGUAAGGAGUUCCAAAAAACCACACCCUUCACAAAAAAUGAUUCACCGUAUAGCGCAGUGUUGUGCAUAGGGACAGAUAAGCUCAUUGUUCGUCUUCCUUGAAGUGAUGUAAGCUUAGCAAACAGAUAGUUUGGUGCUCUCCGAUUUAACAAUUUGUGCAAAAAAAGACAAGCUCGUAAUCCAUGAAAAUUGCGAAAGGGACAGCCCAAUAGUGUUUUCUGUAGAUGAUGAACAGAUGUCCAUCGAUUAAUGUUGUAAACGUACCUAACGCAAUCGUUCAAAGCAACUUCAAGUUUAGAAGACAAGGUCGUAUUCAUAUUCAUGUAAACUAUAUCGGCGAACAUAAAGUAGGGCAACAGCAAUGAUUUGAACAACUGUAGUUUUGUAUGCACUGGCAUUUCCUUCGUUACAGCUCUCAAGGUCCUCAGUCCGCAAUAGAUUUUUCCACAUUGUUGGGAAACAGCUUUGUCCCAUUUCAGAUUAUUUUGAAAAACUAAGCCAAGAUUACUACCAUCUGAGGUUAAUUCAAUCAGGUUGCCAUCGAUGUUUACUGCUGGAAGACUAGUCAUUUCGUGCCUAGUUCCACCAAACAGCAAUGCUUUACUUUUGCUGUGGUUGAUACGUAGGUUGUUUCUCAUUGCCCAACGAUGGAGUCUAGUUAAAUCUUCAUUUACUAAAUGCAACAAAUCAGCAGGAGAUUUCCCCGGGCAUAUACAAACUAGUUGGACAUCGUCUGCAAACAGCUGGGCUCUACAAUACCUCAACACAUUAGGAAGAUCGUCAAUAUAUAACGUAAAUAAGACUGGUCCAAGCACAGAACCCUGCGGAACUCCAGAAAUCACAGCAGCACUUUUCGAUACCUUAUCGUCACACACGACCACCUGUGUUCUGCCUAUCAAGUAGGAUCUAAUCAAAUUAACUGCCGUGCGACUAAAGAAAUAGCGAUCGUACAACUUGCUGCACAGUUUUGAAUGGGAAAUAGUGUCGAACGCUUUCGAAAAAUCCAACAACAGCAGUACAACUUUAUUUUUGUUAUCAACGGCAACUGCGAUAUCAUCGUAAACUCUAAGCAAGGCUGUUUUGACACUUUGGCCUUUCCGAAAUCCCGCUUGUUGAUCCGAAAGAAGAUUGAACCUUUCGAUAUGAGCAACCACCUGCCGUUUCAGAAGUUUUUCAAAGACUUUGGAUAAAACACAGAGCAGGCUUAUUGGACGUAAGUUUUCGAUACAAUUCAAGCGUUUUUUCUUCCUUAGCGGUAGUACUUUAGCUUUCUUCCAAGCGGAAGGAAAAACUGCCGUAGAUAUGAUGUUGUUGAACAUCCAGGUAACAUGAUCAAUAACCAACGGAAGUAUAA